Messenger RNA from Capsella rubella, 1473 nucleotides. RefSeq names its product ADP-ribosylation factor GTPase-activating protein AGD10. Gene Ontology annotation, biological process: COPI coating of Golgi vesicle. Bases 101 to 1285 code for a protein of 394 amino acids. Lineage: Eukaryota; Viridiplantae; Streptophyta; Magnoliopsida; Brassicales; Brassicaceae. The record is from RefSeq and is a predicted model, not a curated record. Gene Ontology annotation, molecular function: GTPase activator activity. The transcript is spliced from 7 exons.
UCUCUUUUUUUUUUCUUUUUUCAUCUCUCUUCGAUUCCAAAAUUUUCAAAUCUCCGGAAAUUUUUCAUAUUUCUGGAGAAAAUAUUGUUUCCUCCCUACAAUGGCGUCCGAGAAUCUGAAUGAUAAGAUCUCUGUUUUCAAGAAGCUCAAAGCUAAAUCAGAGAAUAAGAUUUGUUUUGAUUGCAAUGCGAAGAACCCAACAUGGGCUUCCGUUACUUACGGGAUCUUUCUCUGCAUCGAUUGCUCAGCUGUUCAUCGGAGUCUUGGCGUCCACAUCAGCUUCGUCAGGUCUACAAAUUUGGACUCAUGGAGCCCUGAGCAGCUGAAGAUGAUGGUGUAUGGAGGAAACUGCAGGGCACAAGUCUUUUUCAAGCAGUACGGAUGGAGCCAAGGAGGUAAAACCGAGUCUAAGUAUACUUCCAGACCUGCUGAGUUGUAUAAACAGAUUCUUGCUAAAGAAGUUGCUAAAAUUACCAAACCCGACGACGAUUUCGUUUUGCCUCCUGAUUCAACACAUGUGCCCAAUGGGCUUUCCAGCAUUAGAACCAGUGAAUCUCCUAAAGAGAGUGAUCAUACUGUAAAGCAGCAAGAUAAGCCUGAAGUUGUUCCCGUCUCACCAAGAGUUUCUCGCAGCCUUAAGAAACCUCUUGGUGCCAAGAGGACUGGCAAAACUGGAGGACUUGGCGCCCGGAAGCUAACUACUAAGUCUAGCGAGACUCUUUAUGAUCAAAAACCAGAGGAAACUGUAGCUAUGUCAGUGACUUCCCCAGCUUCAGCUAAAUCAGCCAGGUCAUCUUUUGCAUCCCGCUUUGAUUAUGUGGACAACGUUCAAAACAGAGAAGAAUACAUGAGCCCUCAAGUGGUUAGUCACGUAGCUCCACCGAAAUCAACAGGCUUCUUCGAGGAGGAGUUGGAGAUGAACGGAGGCGGGUUUCAGAAGAAACCUAUCAGGACUUCCUCAAAAGUGCAAAUUCAAGAAACAGAUGAGGCGAGGAAGAAGUUCACUAACGCGAAAUCAAUCUCCUCUGCUCAGUACUUUGGAAACGACAACAACUCCGCCGACCUUGAAGCCAAAAGUUCAUUAAAGAAGUUCUCAGGUUCAUCAGCGAUCUCUAGUGCUGAUCUUUUUGGAGACAGUGAUGGAGAUUUCCCUCUUGAUCUCACCGCCGGCGAUCUUCUCAACCGUCUCUCUAUCCAGGCCCAACAAGACAUGUCAUCAUUGAAGAACAUGGCAGAGGAGACAACGAAGAAGCUCGGCUCUGUUGCUUCCAGCUUAUGGGUCUGAAAGGUUUUAUGAUUUUUUCUGGAAAGACACAAACCCAUUCAAUUUUUUUGUUUAUACCCUAAGUCCCAUUUCCAAAUCAAUUAUUCUAUUCUUUACAAGGGAAACACUGUUUUGUUGUAACUGAAAAUUAUCAAUAUUUUGUAUAAUAUGAGAUUAUGAAUUUGUUAAAAACUGUCAUCAAAUAAACA